AGUGGAUAUCAAGAACUAGCGGCACGUAGAGUUGCGCUUCCAACAGGUCAGCGGCAGAAGCAGAACCUCGAAUUAGUCAGGAAUCUCGCGACGGAUAGUCUUCGUUCACUUGAACGUCUACCUGGCCUCAAGAUCUUUCACGUAGCCGGUACCAAGAGCAAAGGGUCUACAAGCAUGUUCCUUGCUCAGUUGCUCCACAAGCUCUGGAAUCCGAGCAGGAAAGAUACCAAGAUCGGGCUCUACACUUCGCCUCAUCUUGUGUUCGUAAGAGAGCGAAUCCAGAUCAAUGGAGAACUCAUUUCAGAGGACCUGUUUGCCCACUACUUCUUCGAGCUCUGGAAGGAACCGUGCAAGAAACUCUCAUAUGCUGGAUUCCUCACUCUCUUGGCUUUGCACCUAUUCGUGAAGGAGGGAGUCAACGCUGCUGUGAUUGAAGCGGUGGUCGGAGGAAGAUAUGAUUCGACCAACAUCAUCAGUUCUCCCACCGCUGUAGGCAUUACACCGAUUGGCUUAGAUCAUAUCAAAACCCUCGGACCCACGAUCAAGGAUAUAGCUGGACAGAAAGCCGGUAUAUUCAAAAGAAACGUUCCUGCCUUCUCCGCACAUCAGAAGACAGAAGUGGAAGGCGUUCUGAAUGAUAUCGCAAAUCGCGAACAGGUAUCUCUGCUGCGUUAUGUUGAAAUGAACAGUAGCCUCAAGAGUAGCGACGACAUGCCUGCGGCACUAAGGGUAAACGCUUCACUAGCAUACGCCAUGUUCCGAGUGUUAGCUGAGCCUCAGGAGGUCUACCCGGAGGACAUGCCAGAGAAAGUGGUCCAGGUGGUUCAGCAGACAUCUACGCCUGGCCGGUUUGAGCGAAUCUCAAAAGGAAACCAAGUCUUCCUUCUGGACGGAGCUCAUACGCCUGAGAGCAUUGGAAUAGCUUCGGAAUGGGCCCUGGAACGGUUCUCCGCCAAAGGGUACAAGGCCCUUAUAUUCAACCAGUCAACACGCGAUACCAGUCCACUGCUUGAAGCCAUAUACUCGAGAUUGGGCUCUGUCUUGCAGCUUGUGGUUUCCUGUUCAUCCAAAGUUCAUAAUGAAUCGAUGGACGAAGUCGAUAUUCUGAACAAGAAUGAGGACCCGGUCUCGAGGCAAUCGGGAUUGUUCCAGGAGAACGCGAGAUUGAUCUGGUGCUCCCUCGGUGGACACGGUGAUGUACGGACAUGUGACAGCAUGGCAGAGGCCAUCGAUGUAGUGGCCAGCGUGAGCGGAGGCCAGAGGCAGCAAGAGCAGGUGGAAGUCUUCAUAACAGGGAGUCUGCACCUGAUAGGCGGCGUCAGACAUAUCUUGACAAGCGUCUCGCAACGAUGA
This is a messenger RNA of Aureobasidium vineae, 1353 nucleotides long. The record is from the annotation of a GenBank genome assembly. NCBI's taxonomy places the organism in Eukaryota, Fungi, Ascomycota, Dothideomycetes, Dothideales, Saccotheciaceae.